UGAACAACAUUAACUUCAAAAACAAAAUACCUAUUGUCUAUAUAAAAGACAAAAAAUUGUUCAUUGCAGUUUCGUUUUAGCUAUGCUUAUUAACACAACGAAACUCUAAUCCAAUUCCAAGGUUUUUAUCAGAGAGUCUACAAAACUCAUCAUAAGACAAACCAAGUUGAUGUAAAACUGUUACUGUAGAAAACACCAAUGUUGUCAGGGGAAACUAGGCAUGAUUGUGUGCACUACGAAUCCGAUGAUGAAACCUUUAGCUGUUCUUGCGGGUUCAUAGGGUUCGGGAGAAACCAAGUUUAUGACAGCAGCAUCAAUGGAGCAAACAAUGAAGAUUCAGAGGAGCUAUUUGAGAUCAAUCUGAAGGAGUCAUUGGAGACAAUAUCAGAAGACUGUGAGAGCAGUGUGUUCUCUUUCGACAUUCACAACGACAACGACACAGAUGUUGUUCAUGUGGCAGUAGACCACGUUGGAGAAUCAAGCAUGGAAGCCCUUUUAUGGACUUUGAACCAUGCUGUCACACCCUCUACCACUGUCUAUCUCAUACACGUUUUUCCUCAAAUCAGACUCAUCCCAAGCCCAUUUGGAAAAUUUCCUAGGAAUCGUGUGAAUGCAGAGUAUGUUUACUUUCACUUGACUCAACAGAAAAGCAAGAGAAUAUUGCUCCUUCAAGAGUUCAUUGACUUGUGCCUUGAUUCAAAGGUUAAGGUGGAAGUGAUGGUUGUAGAGGGUGACAACGUUGCCAAAGCAAUAACAGAACUAGUUAGAGAUCAUGAUAUAAGAAAACUAGUGAUUGGAAUCACCAAAUCUAAUUUAAGCAAAUCCGUGUCUAGAAGGAGAAAUGGUAUAGCAGAUAAGAUCCUGAGAAAUGCAGCAGAGAUCUGUGAUGUUAAAAUGAUAUGCGAUGGAAAUGAAGUGACAGAUGAAAUGAUUAGCAGUUUCGGAGUUGCACAUGAAGAGAAUGAAUCAUGUGGUUUUGUUCCUCUUAUGCGUUUUGUGUCCAAUCCUAUAUGGCUAUUUAGACCCAGAUUUUGAUCAAUAACCCUGUUUUAAUAUAGUAUUACCAAAAGGUGGUGCAUAAAAAUGUCAUUAAUUAGUGAAUAAUUGAUGUUUAAAGAGCUAAUUAUCAUUAUGGAGAUGUAUGUAUUAGAGAAUUGUAAUUACUGAAAGUGGCAAUUGUCUAUUCCAAGCAAUUAGUGGUGAGCAUGUGAUGCAUGAUGAUGUGGUGAGUUAGGCUGAAAGUAUUUUAUACUAAUGUUGUUGUAACGUGUGGUGGUUGCAGAGACUUCAAAUUGUUGCUCUCAAAAUUACAAUACACAUGCAUCACUGG
This is a messenger RNA of Vigna unguiculata (cowpea), 1330 nucleotides long. Its product is annotated as U-box domain-containing protein 33-like. The record is from RefSeq and is a predicted model, not a curated record. NCBI's taxonomy places the organism in Eukaryota, Viridiplantae, Streptophyta, Magnoliopsida, Fabales, Fabaceae.